Molecule: messenger RNA, 2971 nt
Organism: Micropterus dolomieu (smallmouth bass)
Lineage: Eukaryota; Metazoa; Chordata; Actinopteri; Centrarchiformes; Centrarchidae
Product: piggyBac transposable element-derived protein 3
Exons: 3
Coding region: 104-2752 (882 amino acids)
Source: RefSeq, a predicted model, not a curated record
UCCAGCGGAAGUAAACAAGGCAACCCCUAGUAGCGUCGAUUUCGCUGGAAGAAGGUAUUGUAGUCGUUGCGUCGCUAAUGAUUGCAUUUGUAAUUGAACAACAAUGCCUUCAGUUGAGUCUCUGAGAGAGUUUGUGAACGAGCGACUAACUGCAGCUGCUGAGGAAAUAUUCGGAGUUUUUAGAAAAACUGUCCUCGAGUACGAAGAAGAGAUCGACCGUCAGCGCAGACUGCUGGAUAUCGCUUGGAAACCCGAAAUACAGUUACACAGGACAGAGCUCCCACAGCAACAUGUCUGUAAGGAAGAGGAGGUUCUCGCUGACCAGCAGCUCUGUGUUCAGGAGAGGAACUCCAGUCUGGACCAGGAGGACCCAGAGCCUCCACAGAUUAAAGAGGAACAGGAGGAACUCUGCAGCAGUCAGGAGGGAGAGCAGCUCGUACUGAAGCAGGAGACUGAUGCCUUUAUGUUGACUCCUACUUAUGAGGAAAGUGACGACAGUGAACCAGAACCAAACAGAGACCACCAGCUCCUCUCUCACAGCUCUCAUGUAGCUGAGAGUCAAGAUCAGGCAAGAGGCAAGCAUGAAGACUCAGGAUCAACUAGAGAUGCAGAGCCAGACCCAAAUAAUCAACAUCACAGUAACAAUGUAUACACCUCUACCAUGUCAGACAUUCACUAUAAUACUCACCCAGGUAAAAAGUUUUGUGGAAUAGAUUUUAAGUAUAGGUCAACAUUGCAGAGACAUGUGAGAUGCCACACAGGUGAGAAGCCAUAUUCUUGCAAUAUAUUCCUCUCUCACAACUCUCAUGUAGGUGAGAACCAAUAUCAGGCAAGAGGCAAGCAUGAAGACUCAGGAUCAACUAGAGAUGCGGUAUCAGAAAACCAGAAAGUACAUCGUAAAAGUCACAGUAACAAUGUAUACAACUCUACCAGAUCAAAACUUCACAGUAAAAAGCGUCCAGGGCAUAUUUCUACCUCAAGGGUAGAAAGAUUACUCAACUCCAUGGUAGAAGACAACUCUGAGGUGGAGGACCUGUCGGACAGUGAUGCUGCCGAUCCUGGUGUGGAGCUGAAUCAUGAUUAUCCAUCUGACUCAACUGAUCUGCAAAGCAGUGAUGACAGUGCAGAGAUGCAGAGGUCCAGUGGACCUGUGCGCAAACGUAAGCGUGGACCUAGUGCAGGUGAACAAGGACAGCGCUGGAAGUCGGCUCCAUUUGCUCCGGACGUGGUUCCGUUUGAGGCUGAAGAUGAAAGGCUGCAUGAGCGCCAACACUGGCAACCACUGGACUAUGUGCAACAGUACAUGGACACAGAGUUGAUGAAACUAAUUUCCCACUGUACAAAUGCUAUGUCCCUAGUAAAUGGUGGUAGGUCUCUCAACACUACAGUUGAUGAGAUCUAUCAUUUUUUUGGUGCAUCAAUUCUAAUGUCUUGUGUGCCUUACCAGCAAAUCAGAAUGUUCUGGUCCAACAGCUUACGCAUACCAGCCGUCAGUGACAAAAUAAAGCGGGACAGAUUUUUCAAACUCAGGCAACAUCUGAAAAUCGUCAUUGAUGAUGACAUCUCAGAAGAAAUGAGGAGAGUGAACAAAUUUUGGAAGGUGUGGCCGUUCAUGGAUCGCAUUCGAAAAGGCUGCCUGCUUCAGGCUCGACCAGAAUGGGUGUCAAUCGUCGAGCAGAUGAUCCCAUUUACUGGAGCCUGUCCAUUUAGACAGUUUGUGCCACUGGAGCAUAAUCCAGUUGGCAUGAAAAACUUUGUGCUGGCUUCAGCAGGUGGAAUUGUACUGGACUUUGAGGUAUACCAGGGUGCAAAGGCACUGAGUGCACAAGUUCAAGACACAGAGGGACUGGGUUUGGGGGCCUUGGUCAUUGCACGUCUAUCUGAAACGCUGCGUUCUGGCACAAAAGUGUACUGUGAUAGGUGGUUUACGACCAUGAAGGCUGUGGAUCAGAUGCUAGACAAGCAAGUGUACCUAACUGGUAUGGUGCUGAAGAACAGGGUCUCCAAAGCACAGGUGAAGUUACCAUCUGACAAAGAUAUGAAACUGCAAGGGAGAGGUACCUCAGCAUCAGUCACCAGGGGGGAUGGGAAGGUAUGUGUGGUAAAGUGGUACGACAUCAAGCCCGUUCUGAUGGUUUCUACUGUUCAUGCCGAAGAACCUAAAGACACCUGCCAGCGAUGGUCCAAGAUGGACAAACAGUACGUGAAUGUCACACGGCCGAGUAUUGUGAGAGAGUACAGUUCCAAGAUGGGUGGGCUUGACUUGAGAGACCGAAUGAUGAGCUAUUACCAUAUGAGUGUGCAAACAAAGAAGUGGACAGUGAGGAUGCUAAUGCACUUCACGGACCUUGCCUUAGCCAAUAGUUGGCUUUUGUACCGGCAGGACAACAUUGAUAUAGGUACACCAAGAAAGGGCAUCAUGCAGUUCCUGGAGUUUCGCAUGACAGUGGCUCAGGCAUAUCUGAGCAAGUGCAACUCUGAUGGUCAACAUGUACUGUUAGAGCAUGCACACCCCAGCACCACCCCGCCACAACAAGGACCUCGCAGACAGGUCACUCCUGUACGCCACAUCUCCUCCCGCACAACCUCUGCGUGUCAUCUGCCAGAGAUGGUGAACCUGAGAAACCCAAUGCGCUGCAGAGAAAAGGGCUGCUCGGGGAAAUCGCGAGUGCGGUGUGUGACCUGCAAUGUCUUCCUGUGUUUGCAAACGGAGCGCAACUGCUUUGCAGCAUUUCACACAGCACAGGUGUGAACUGAAUUGAUGAAUCACAUUGUUUUUGCACAGCCAAGUUUAGGCAUUAAAAUACACACACACACACACACACACACACACACACACACACACACACACACACACACACACACACACACACACACACACACACACAGUUUGAAAAUUUGCACAGCCGUGUUCUGUUCUGAUGAAAAACAUGUUUCUGUUGAAAUAAACCGUUUUCUACGUUGUUACACA